Messenger RNA from Patiria miniata (bat star), 4746 nucleotides. RefSeq names its product cohesin subunit SA-1-like. NCBI's taxonomy places the organism in Eukaryota, Metazoa, Echinodermata, Asteroidea, Valvatida, Asterinidae. The transcript is spliced from 27 exons. Gene Ontology annotation, cellular component: chromatin; cohesin complex; nucleus. The coding region runs from base 236 to 3781 and encodes 1181 amino acids. Gene Ontology annotation, molecular function: chromatin binding. Gene Ontology annotation, biological process: sister chromatid cohesion. The record is from RefSeq and is a predicted model, not a curated record.
GCUCGUUAAAAUGGUCAUUUUCGUUUGGUAAAACUGGUAACCAAUAUCAGUAAUACAAUCAUAUCAUGACGCUUGUCGGGUACCAGUGCGACUAUUUUGGAUCGAAAAUUUUCGCGAACUUUUUUUGUCUUCCCGCGAAAACCAAAGCAGGAGCCAAAGCUGAGCUACUAACUGUAAGAAAGCAAGAGAAGACAGGUUUUCUGAAGAGAAAGCUGUAACUGAUUAUCUUGCCAGCAUGGACAUCCCACAAGGAGAGCACUCGGAUGACAGUGACUUCGAGGAUGCCCGUGGAAAAAGAAGACCGAAACACGAUGGCGUUGGAAAGAAGAGCAAAAAACAUAAGAGUAAGCACCGGACGGAAUCAGAGGCGGAGAACGUCGGGGAACCAGUCACGCUGUUUGAGAUCGUCAGACAGGGCAAGGGGGCACUACAGACUGUAGUAGACGAGUGGAUCGAGUGCUACAAGUCCAACCGAGACACGGCCCUCUUAGAUCUCAUCAACUUCUUCAUCCAAUGCUCGGGAUGCAAGGGCACCGUUUCCUUGGAGAUGUAUUCCAACAUGGAGCAUAGUGACAUCAUCAGACGCAUGACCGAGGAGUUUGAUGAGGAGAGCGGCGACUACCCGCUGAUCAUCAACGGCCCCCUCUACAAGAAAUUCCGUCAGAAUUUCUGCGACUUCAUCUCGGUCUUGGUGCGCCAGUGUCAGUACAGCAUCCUGUACGAUCAGUUCAUGAUGGACAACGUCAUCUCACUGCUGACUGGGCUGAGCGACUCGCAGGUCCGGGCCUUCAGACACACCAGCACAUUGGCAGCCAUGAAGCUGAUGACCUCGCUCGUAAACGUCGCCCUCAAUCUCAGCGUCAAUCUGGACAACACGCAGCGGCAGCAUGAUACGGAGCGUGCCAAGCAGACCUCGAAGCGCGCCAGCGAGAGGAUCGAGAUGCUCCUGGCCAAGCGACAGGAGAUCAUUGAAAACACGGAGGAGGUCCAACAGAUGAUGAACAACAUCUUCAAGGGAAUCUUUGUCCAUCGCUAUCGUGAUACACAGCCAGAAAUCCGCUCCAUCUGCAUGGGAGAGAUCGGACUGUGGAUGAAGAAUUACAGCGAGAUGUUUCUAAGUGACAGCUAUCUCAAGUACAUCGGCUGGACACUCCAUGACAAGGUCGGCGACGUCCGACUCAAGUGCCUGUCGGCCCUACAGACUCUCUUCAGCAUCACAGAGCUUGUCCCUAAGCUGGAGCUCUUCACUAAUCGCUUCAAGGAUCGCAUCGUUUCCAUGACGCUGGAUAAGGAGACAGAGGUUGCCGUCCAUGCCAUCAAACUGACCACGCUCGUACUCAAAUACAACGAUGAGAUCCUUUCUGCUGAAGAUUGCGAGAAUGUCUACCAGCUAGUCUACGCCUCAAGCCGCUCCGUUGCCCAAGCGGCCGGGGAGUUCUUGAACGAGAGACUAUUCAAAAGAGAGGACCCCGAGAGCAGUAAGGCCAAACGGACCAAGCGACGCAGCGCCAAUGCCCCACUCAUCAAGGACCUGGUUCAGUUCUUCAUUGAAAGCGAGCUCCACGAGCACGCAGCCUACCUGGUGGAUUCCCUCUGGGAUAUUAACGAGAUGGUGAGAGACUGGGACUGUAUGACAGAGCUCCUGCUGGAAGAACCGGGACGAGGGGAAGAAGCUCUGGAUGAUCGUCAGGAUACAGCGUUGAUUGAAAUCAUGGUGAGCGCUGUACGUCAGGCGUCUCAAGGUCACCCACCGGUCGGCAGAGGGUCAGCCAAGAGGCAGCAGAUGCUGACUAGUAAAGAGAAGAAGACGGUGCAAGACGACAGGAUGAAACUCACCGAGCAUUUCAUCGUCAAGCUGCCGGAACUCCUGUCUAAGUACAAGGUAGAAUGGGACAAGAUCGCCAACCUGCUUGAGAUACCGCAGCAUUUUGAGGUGGAGAUCUACACCACCAGUCGUCUGGAGAAGCAUCUGGAUGCCCUGUUGCGGGAGAUGAAGGAGAUCGUGGAGAAACAUACGGAGAGUGAGGUUCUGAAUGCAUGUUCCAAGACCUAUGAAUGCCUGAUGCGUGAGCAGUACAGCACUACCCCCAAAGUGGACGUAGCACGGAACACUCUCCUCGACACCGUUGCCGAAAAGUUCCGUCGCAGCUUCGAAACGCUCCAAACGACGAGCCAGCCAAACGAAGAUGAGAUUUAUGAGAUUUCCUCCAGCAUCAAGAGAAUCACUGCGUUCUUUGUCUGCCAUGACCUGACUCCCUGGCAGCUCUUUGACAUGCUCUUCAGUCUCGUCAAGAAGUCAACAGAACGAGGCGACCUCCCAGAGUCCAUCUUCACCAACGCCAUCGCCUGCACUCACUACUCGCUGCUCUGGACCCUCACCAGGCUCGAUGAACACAACCCUGACAAGGCUGAGAUGCUGAAGCUGCGUAAGCGUACCAGCGAGAUCAUCCGCACCUGCUCCAAGCUUCUCCUGGACGGCAGCGACGGCAUCACGGAGGAGGGUUUCAUCACCAUCUGUGAUCUCCUGAUUGUCUUCGGCCGGCAGAUCGGCUCCAACGCCGUCCUGGCGCCGCUCAUCUACGAUCCCAACGAGAACCUGCAGAACAUGCUGUCGGAUUUCGUCCAGGAGCAUGUGUUUAUUGAGGAGGAGGAGGAUGAUGAUGAUGAAGAAGGUGAUGAUUCCCACAAGAUUGAGAUCCUCCACAAGCGACGCAACCUCCUCGCAUCCUUCUGCAAGCUCAUCGUCUUUAACAUCAUCGAGAUGCGGAAUGCUGCGGGAAUCUUCAAGCACUACAUGAAAUAUUAUAAUGACUAUGGAGACAUCAUCAAGAUGACGCUGGCAAAAGCGAGGGAGAACAACAAAAUUGCCUGUGCCCAAACCCUAGGACUUAGUCUCACUCAGCUGUUCCGAGAUGUCAAGAGCGAAGAAGGUUAUGAUGAGAACCGUACCGCUGUCCAGCUGACCGCAAUCAAGGAGCUUGCUCGGCGGUUCUCUCUCACCUUCGGACUUGACCAGAUCAAGACCAGGGAUGCGGUGGCUGCACUCCACAAGGAAGGCAUCCACUUCAGUCUGACGCCCAUGGAAGACCCCAACAACCCAGACGGUCCCCCACCUAACAUCCGUUACUUGGAGAUCCUGGCCGAGUUUACUCCUAAACUCAUGAAGAUGGACAAAAAGACGGUGCUAACCUACCUGGAGAAGAACCUGAAGGAAGGCAUGCUGGGAAGGGAGGAGGCGGAAUGGGGGCCGCUGCGCAUCUAUCGCAACAGUCUCCUGCAGGACACCUUGGGACCCGGCGAGCCGGGCGGCAAGUCGCACAAACACAUGAAGAAGCAUCGCAAGGGGGGUAUGAAAAGGAAACUGGCCAUGCAAGCGGCGGAUGAAGGAAACGAUAGCCACUGGAUGUCCAAGCACCACCCAAUGGGAGGACAUCACGGUAUGAUGAAGCGCCCUCGCAUGGAAGAAGAAAUCUCAUCUACGCAGGGUUCCGAACGCGACUUUGAAAGUGUGCCAGUAUCCCAGUCAUCAACAGCCUCGUGGUUGCAGAGCCAACCAAAGAACAAAAAACGAGCCAGAAACACGAGGAGCUACUCAGGAGUAGCUUCUAGGACUCGAUCGGGGGCCAGGCAUCCUCAUCAUCAUCACGUCGAAGAAGAAGAGGAGGAUGAGGAAGACGAAGAGGAGGAGGAGGAUGAAGAAGAAGACGAAGACCAAGACGAUGAUUUCCAAGAAGGACAGGCCAUGCAAGUCCUUGAGGAAAUGCAGAUGGGUCCGUUCUAAGUGUGAUGCUACGUUCUAUUGCGUGCUGUCUGCAAUUCAUCAUGAUAAACUGCAGUAUUUCAUUUUAAUCAUAUUCAGCAAAUUAGUUAUUAUUCAAAUCUUUUUACUUCAGACAAGAAUUAUUUGCUAUUAAGUUAUCUUCUGUAUGUACAGGAGAUGAAAUUGGUUGACAUUGAAUGUUAAUGACAAUUUACCCGUCCAGAUGUAAGCGGAUUUUCAUGUGUUAAUUAAUUUUAAUGUCCUACGGAAAGAAUUUUCUGGAAUAUCCGAAGGAACCAAUCUGUUAUUAUUGUACCCCUGAUUCCCUGGGAUAAUUUUAAGGAACCUUCCCCAAUCCACCAAAAUCCAUUAUUUUAAGGAAGCAGUGGUGAAGCUGUACCUUUGAAACUUCAUGUUUUUUUUUUUUAAGGAUUUGAGAAGUAUGCACAGUUUUCACGAAUACACUUAUUUCCAGCUCUCCCAUUCAGAUUUUUAAAUAUUAAUUUUUGUUUGUUUAUACAACGUGUAAAUAGAUUUGUUUCACUUUUGUUUUACUUUAUUUUCAAAAUGGUAUUCCCAGAUUUGGGAAACGUUUACUUAGAUUUUGAGUAGCUUAUACAAAAGUGGUCAAUAGUAGUAAAUGUAAUUUGUUAAACAGCAAAGCCUGGUGUUUAAAUUAUUCAAAUAGUUCAACCAUUGCUCGAAAAUAAAAGCUUAUUACAUGUUUUGCAUUUUGCCAUAAAAAAAAAGGCGAUUAUGAUGUUUACGUACCAGACAUUCGUUGACAGUGGCUUGUAUUUGAAAGUAUUUGUAAUAUUGUAAAUAUUUUGUUGUCCCUCCAAACUUUCAACGGUUCAUUUUGGUUGCAAUUCGGUUCAGAUUGUGUUCACGUUCAUCGUAAUCGUUUCCAAGUCUGAAAUUAUCUGUUGGCAACUCAUGUUUGUUGUUAAUAAAGGUUUGAAAAUGUCCCAGAAAUAAAAACACUU